Messenger RNA from Bufo bufo (common toad), 2685 nucleotides. RefSeq names its product nuclear receptor subfamily 4 group A member 3 (gene NR4A3). Gene Ontology annotation, molecular function: nuclear glucocorticoid receptor binding; nuclear receptor activity; RNA polymerase II cis-regulatory region sequence-specific DNA binding. NCBI's taxonomy places the organism in Eukaryota, Metazoa, Chordata, Amphibia, Anura, Bufonidae. The transcript is spliced from 8 exons. Gene Ontology annotation, cellular component: transcription regulator complex; nucleus. The coding region runs from base 479 to 2254 and encodes 591 amino acids. Gene Ontology annotation, biological process: cellular response to corticotropin-releasing hormone stimulus; regulation of transcription by RNA polymerase II. The record is from RefSeq and is a predicted model, not a curated record.
CUCACACGCGCGGGAAGGAGGCGGCUUGUGACGUCAGCCUCCCAUGUGGUCACUGCUGACGUCUGGCAUUCCUGCCCCUCCGUGGGGAGACAUGUAGCGCGGCUCUCUUAAGAGAUGUUCACACACGGUAAGGGAGUCAGCAGCAGGUCCUCUACCUCCACCACGGCAAAUACCCUCUUCUGUACUCUCUUCUGACUAUGGGAAUCAUUUCUCCGCACGAGUUAUGACUCGUCCAUCCUAGAAAAGCCGGGACGUUCAACUCACAAGAGAACACAUUUCUUUCCAGAAGACUUUUCAGAGUGUUGAAAAGACGGAAUCUUCACAGCAACCAACCUGCAGGUCGAAGGAGCGACCAUCACAAAGCUCUGCUCUCUCCAUUCCGGACCCAGAUCCUUCAGAUCUAGCGCUUCCCAAAGUGCAUUUUGUAGAAAGUCAGUCAAGUACUUCCAUCAUUCAGCAGGAAAGAUAUCAUCCAGAUAUGCCCUGUGUACAGUAUAAUCCCACUCCACCUGGUUCUACAUACGUGACCCAGGUUUAUGGUCAUGUUCCUGAAUUCAGUGUAGACUUCACUUCACCUACAAAAUGUAAUAUGGAAUUAAGCAGCACUGAGGUUACAGCUUCAGCAACAUCAUCUUUGCCAAGUUUUAGCACUUUUAUUGAGGGCUAUUCAGGAAGCUAUGAACUCAAGCCCUCCUGUCUUUACCAAAUGCAAACAUCUGGGCAGAGGCCACUGAUAAAAAUGGAAAAUACGCAUUUGACCAGCUACCAAAGUUCAAUCUCUCAGCAAACCCAAGAUGACAUGCCCAGCACUUCAGUGUAUUUCAAAUCGUCACCUCCAUCAGUUUCAUCUACACUUGGAUUUCCAACUCACCAAUCACCACAGUGGGAAGAACCUCACACCUUUUCAGGUACACAUUCAUGUACGACUCCCAGCCACUUGAUGGAUUCCUCGCAUAAAACUGUUUCUCCACGAUUUCCAAUUUUUCAUUUUAAGACUUCUCCGUGUACACCAUUGUCUAAUCCUACAGUGUGCUAUGACUCUUCUCAUAACAUACCAGUAGGUUCUCAAGGAGACCCAACACAAAUACCAGUGGAAUCGUUAUCAUUUAAUCUACCAGUAUCAAAAGUAUCAAAUCUUGUAUUUUCCCCACUUUCAACUGGUCAGGCAAUUAACAUGGUAGGUGAAGAAAGUAUUUCAUCACCAUCUAGUAGAAGCUCUUCAUCUGGAGAGGGAACUUGUGCAGUGUGUGGAGAUAAUGCUGCAUGUCAACACUAUGGUGUUAGAACGUGUGAGGGAUGUAAAGGCUUCUUUAAGAGGACCGUACAAAAAAAUGCUAAAUACGUGUGCUUGGCAAAUAAAAGCUGCCCUGUGGACAAAAGACGGAGAAAUCGUUGUCAGUACUGCAGAUUUCAGAAAUGUCUCAAUGUUGGCAUGGUUAAGGAAGUGGUAAGAACAGAUAGUCUUAAAGGAAGAAGAGGAAGGCUGCCUUCAAAACCAAAGAGCCCUUGUCAUCAAGAAUUAUCACAACGAAGUCUGCCAUCUGCGCCAGUCAGUAUGCUGGAUGCAUUGGUUCAAGCGAUUGUUGACUCUGCCCCAGGAGAACUCGACUACUCCACAUACUCUGCUGAUAGUGACCAAGCUACUGCAAGCACAGAUACAGAGCACAUUCAGCAAUUCUAUAGUCUUCUUACUGCCUCCAUUGAAAUUUCAAAAAAAUGGGCGCAAAAGUUACCUGGAUUUUCAGAUCUUGUAAAAGAUGACCAGAUAUUAUUGAUUGAAACAACAUUUCUGGAACUUUUUCUACUGAGACUCUCAAUAAGGUCAAAUAUUACUGCUGAUGAAUUUGUCUUUUGUAAUGGACUAGUACUUCAUAGAAUUCAGUGCCUUCGUGGAUUUGGAGAAUGGCUGGAAGCAAUUAGAAAUUUUGCAUUACAUUUGCAGAGCCUUAACCUUGACAUUUCAACUUUGGCUUGCCUAUCAGCUAUAUGUCUUAUUUCUGAACGACAUGGUCUAAAAGAUCCUAAGAAAGUGGAUGAUCUACGUCAUAGGAUCAUCUCUUGUUUGAAAGAGCACUUAGCUUUGGAUGGUCAAAACAAGCGACAGCUAGACGUUGCAGCAGUACUAAGACUUCUUACAGAUCUGCGAGCUCUGUGUACAUUGGGACUACAACGUAUAUUUUACCUGAAGCUUGAAGAUUUGGUACCACCACCUCCUAUGAUUGACAAACUGUUUAUAGAUACAUUACCCUACUAAUUUAAUUAGUUAAUGAGUAAUAUUUCAGAUUGUCUUAAAGCUGUACUCUAUAUCCAAGAAAUCUGAGCAUUUUUUUUAUCCAAAAAGGAUUUUAGCCAGUGUUGUUGUCCAUAUUAAAUAAUGCAUUUUUAGAAAUAGCCACACACUUUGUCUUAGAUCUUUCGAUUAAAUGCAAAAUAUUUAUCCAGUAAAAACAACUGACAUAGGGCUCACUCAAUGUAUACCUUUAGGGCUAUGUUCACAUAUGCUCCCGACAUACAUGCUAAACAUGUCCAUAGGAUUUCAUAAGCCCAACAGAGGCAAGAAAAACCUCCUUUCAGCCUUCUCUAAAAUAGGGUUAUACACUAUGCUAUUCCAUAAAGUGGCAUCCAGUAAUUUAAAGGUGUUUUUUCUUACAGUAGGACCCUGUGGGUGAUGGAUGCCACUGUAUG